AUAGAACGGAAGUGCUAGUGACGGUCACGGACUCAACGCAGGAAAUUCCAUGUUAUUCGAAUAAAGUGCAGCCGACGCAGAACGCAACAACAAAGUGUAGCCGCGCUGUUAAUAAAUAAUAAAAUUAUUUGCGGCAAGUGAUACAAAUUACAGCAGAAGGCAAUGUGCGUGUAAGGAAAUCAAAAUAUUUAUAACCAAUAAGAGAAAAAAUUAAAUAAAUAAAAAAAAAGUUAAGUGCUCAAAAAUGUGAAUAAAAAAGCGUAAGCACAGUGUUAAGUGUAUUGUGUAUAAGAAAAUGAAAUAAAAAAAUUUAAAAUUGUGUCUGUAAAUUAUUCAGUAAGCAUAAGAUUAUAAAAAUGCGUAAAGUAAGUCAAUAACAUAAUACCAACAACAACAACAACCACAACAUCAUAAAGUGAAAGGCAAUGAAAACAAAAACAUAAAAAAGUGUUGUACAAUACAGGGUGGAUUUUAACAAAAUAAAAUACAUACAACAAAAAAGAAAAAUGCGUGACAGCAACAGCCAUUUUUGAGCGCAGCUGAAUUUUCAAAAAAUAAAAUAAAUAAAUAAGAUGACAACUGCACAAAUUUUUUCAUCAUAAGGACCAGCUAUCAGGAAAAAAAAUAAAAUAUAACAAAACGACUACAACCAAGCUUGAACAAGUGAGCUAAAGGCAAGAAAAAAAAUAGAAGAGUUGAAAAGUUGGUAGACGACGAGUGCUGAAAAUAGCAAAGCGCAUACGGGACGAGGCAAGCAAAAUGGAUGUGAGGUUGCUGUGAAAAUGGUUGGAACGACGACAAUUGCCAGUUGUUGCAAGUAGCGCAGACUGUCAAAAACUUGUCAAACCAGCACACACAAGUGGCAACGCUCAAGCACCGACAACAGAUACGACAAGAGAAGCGGCACGAGACAAGUACAAGAAAACUAAGAAGCACAAGAAGAAAAAGCAGAACAUAACACAAACAAGUUUCAUUAUUUCCCUUCUUCACCAAAGUCGCUCUUUUUUUCUUGGGCGACAUGAAGAACAAAAGCAACUAAUAAAUCCAACAAAAGGAGCAAUACAAGCCGCACUCGAAUAAAACAUUAAGUGAAGGACAUUAAACCGGCAACUAACACGAAAAGGAACAUCAACCUGACCCAAAGCUACUUGAAGUCUGAUAACCCCAAAAAAGCAAGGCAGAAUCACAUAACAGUGAAUGAGUUUUGGGAAAGGUGUAGAAAACAGGGGUAAAUAACUUCUGGUUGAUGUGAAUAAAUAAACCGCAGUUGGAUACAUGUGAGCACAGUGAGUGUGCGAGGCAAAAAGUGGGCGCAUCAGGGGUGAGACACGUUUGCUUUUGUAGAAGCGCACUGAUUGUCUUCAAAUAAUGGAAACAAUAAUGUUGGCUUACUAUAUGUGGUCAUGUAGAUAGUACUAGAAUUUUUCAAAUACCAACAACAAAAAUAAGUAUCCAAGUGAGAGAAAAGCAAGGUUAUUUAGUCUAAAGUCUACCCUAUAAUCUUAUGCACACAACGCCAGAGGAGCGCAUAGAGGUGUGGUUAUCUGGUAUAUAAUAUAAUGUUGCCCAUGGCGUACAUUGUUUGCCUGAUUUAGCAUCAAGAAAAAGUCACAAACAGCAUAGCUGCAUCAGAAUUACUUAUAAAUGAACAAGUAAAAAAAAAAAACAAAACAAUUACCUCAGAAAAACCGCAAAAAAGAAACGAGUAGGCGAGCUCAAAUCAAAACAAGUUGCAGAUAACAAACAAAGUGGUAGAUAGUUAUCCAUAACAAGUGCAGGGAGGAAGUAAAAACAGCGAAUAAUGCGCAAGGACAAGGCGCAGCGGGCCGGCCAAAUAGCAGGCAGAAGCAGUCAGCAUAGUGAAUACCCAACAAAAGCACAAGUGUCCACCACAACAAUGCCACAGCAACAUCACAACGCGCCCAAGGCCGUUGCAACAAAAGCAACAUCAGCAGCAUCCACAUCAGCGCCAGCGCUGUCAGCAGUCGCCACAACAUCAGCAACAGCAAGCACACCCACAGCGUUUGGUGAGGACGGUGUUGACUUGAGACAUACAGACAGUAUUUUCCACGUAGCGCUACAACAAGAAAAACCCAAUCAAACAGUGAACAGCAGCUGCGGUGCACUGCUGUCCGCAACAGACAAAGUGACGCACAAAUUACAUGCACAACAAACAAUGAUGCCAAAUGCAGUAAGAGCGGAUGCAGCAAUUGAAUUGCCAGCAGCAACAGCAACAGCAACAACAACAAUAAAAUCAACAAACGUGCACGCUAGUCGCCUGCCGCCACUUGAUAACGACUAUGAUAAUAAGAGUAAGAACAAAAGCAGUAGCAGCAUAAGCAGUACGUUGUUGACACAGCAACCACAGCAGCAGCAGCAACAACAACAACAACAACAGCAAAGCAACAUAGUUACCACAAAAUCAUUGGCAGCAGCUGCAGCCAAAGCCAAAGACAGCAAACUCCACAAAUCAAUAUUUUUCUCCACGUUCAGCAAAUCAUACCGCUGGCCCGAUCCCAACAACCCCGACAACCGUAACUGCGCCACACUUAUCCACUUUCUCAAUGUUAUUAUUUUCAUGCUGUGCCUCAUUGCAUUGGGAUUGUCGCUGUACAGCAUUGACCGGCAUACGCGCAACGAACAUCGUUUGAGGCAAGUGUGGCAACUGGACGAACGAAUAAAUGCACUCGAGCAAAGGCUGCAAUUUUAUGAGCAACAACAGCAAAAGAAACAACAAAACGAUAAAAAUGUGGAAAUGCUGCUAAAUAACGAAGCAGAAAAUUUGCAUAAUCAGCUAGAAGAGCAAUCAAAGCAGCCAUUGCCUGUAGAUGUGACACAAACAUUGCACCGUUUGUCACGACAGGUGAACGAUUUGCAUCGUUUGCGUCGCGAUGUUUCGCAUUUGCAAUUAUCGCGUCGACAACAGCAACGCAGACAAGCGGCUCUGACGACGGCGACCACCGCCGAUGGAUUACUAUUUCAAACAACACAGCAAACGCAUUCGGGUGAAUGUGGUUGUACAGCAGGACCACCUGGACCACCAGGGCCACCAGGCAAACGGGGGAAACGUGGCAAGAAGGGCGAUCCUGGCGAAAAGGGUGAUCCGGGCAUAAAUGGCGUCGAUGGCGAGAAGGGUGCUGCGGGCAGACCGGGCGACAAAGGUCAAAAGGGUGAUGUUGGCCAUCCGGGCAUUGAUGUCUUUCAAACGGUGAAGGGUUUGAAACGAUCGGUAACCACGUUACAUGGCGGCACUUUAGGUUAUGCUGAAAUUGUUGCUGUCAAGGGUUUACAAGAAGCCGGUGUAAAUGUGUCGGCCGCCACUGUCAUACAACUGAAGGGUGAACCUGGCGAACCAGGUCCACCUGGACCACCCGGACCACCUGGUGAGCCAGGCGCACCUGGCUUGAAUGGCGGACUUGGUCCUGCUGGCGAAACUGGACCACCAGGAUCUGCUGGACCACCUGGCGAACCUGGACCGAUUGGGCCACCUGGCGCGCCGGGCAUAAUAGGACCUAAGGGCGACAAAGGCGACCGCGGUGAUCGUGGCCUUACAACGACCAUUAAAGGUGACGAAUUUCCCACCGGCAUCAUUGAGGGGCCACCAGGUCCAGCAGGACCACCUGGUCCUCCAGGCGUACCUGGCGAACGUGGUGAGGUGGGCCCAGCUGGACCAGCUGGUCCGCCCGGCGAAAAAGGUCCACGCGGCAAACGUGGCAAGCGGAUAUUCGGUCCUGGUGGCGCUAAGGAUGAAGACUACGAUGAUCCACCAGUACAACUGUUGCGCGGUCCACCCGGUCCGCCCGGCAUGCCCGGUAAGGAUGGUCGCGACGGACGUGACGGUGCUAAAGGCGAUGCGGGCGAACCCGGAGAGCCAGGUUCGUUGGGUCCACGUGGUUUGGAUGGCCUACCUGGUGAGCCAGGCAUUGAGGGGCCACCUGGCCUGCCUGGUUACCAAGGUCCCCCUGGUGAGAAAGGUGAUCGAGGCGAUAUUGGACCACCCGGUCUAAUGGGUCCACCUGGACUGCCGGGUCCACCUGGCUAUCCGGGUGUGAAGGGUGACAAAGGCGAUCGCGGUGAUUCAAAGUAUAGAAAAAUGCGUCGGCGACAAGAUGAUGGAAUGUCGGAUCAGCCCCAUAUGCCCACCAUUGAAUAUCUUUAUGGUCCACCAGGACCACCCGGUCCAAUGGGUCCUCCUGGUCAACCAGGCAAACAUGGAGAGCGCGGCAUGGAUGGUCGCAAAGGUGAUACGGGAGAGAAAGGCCAAAAAGGUGACCAGGGACCAAUGGGUUUACCGGGUCCUAUGGGUAUGCGUGGUGAUUCUGGACCAGUUGGUCCCUCAGGCAAAGCUGGUUUACCGGGCCCACCAGGUCUAGAUGGCAUGAAGGGCGCUCAAGGUGAAACUGGACAUAAAGGUGAACGCGGCGAUCCAGGAUUGCCGGGCACCGAUGGCAUACCCGGUCAAGAGGGGCCGCGCGGUGAGAAGGGCUCACGUGGCGAUGCUGGACCACCAGGAAAACGCGGACGCAAAGGGGAUCGCGGUGACAAAGGCGAGCAGGGCGUGCCUGGACUAGAUGCGCCCUGUCCGCUGGGCUCAGAUGGCCUACCAUUGCCGGGUUGUGGUUGGCGACCACCAAAGGAGCCUGUCAUCUCCACGCCCAUACACAAAGACUACCUACCCGAUGUAACAGCGCCUGAAAGCAAUACAAGCGACUAUGAGGCGGAAGAGGAAGAAGAUGAGCAGAAUGAGGCUGAAGAGGAAUACGAUGAAUAUGCAGAUAAUUUGCACAAUAAUGAUUGAAUAAGUGUACAAACACUAAAGAAUAGCAACGACGACAAUGCAAAAUCUCUGAAAGUUGCGAAACCAGCGAAUUAGCAAUCUGUAAAAAAAAUAAGCAGCGAAAUUCGCUUUUAAAUCACCCGCUUUAUAUGUAAUUAUAAUAUGUAGUUAUAGCGAAAAUAGUAAUUCCUUUAAUUUUGUCGUUAACCACAUUUUCUUUCACCUAAAGAGUUUAUACUUUUUAAUUAUUUAUUGUAUUUUUAAUUUUACUAAAUAAAAACUUAAUAUAAGCGCUUAGUUAAAAUAAUAUUUUGUAAGACUUAACAUUUCUUGUUGGAUUAUGGUUUAAAUUAACGCACUUAACAAAUCAAACUGACUCUGCAAAAGCAGUUCACUGUACCAACUGUACAGCUUACAGCACUAUCUUCAAAUUUUUGGUUGUGGAUUUACAAAACAUUCAAAAAAGAAAAUUGGCAGCAGUGGUUAAAGGAAGAACUAAAUUCCAUACAGAGGCCUGCACGAAAUUAAAAUUAGUCCAGCAGCAUUUUGUAUCAGAUUCUUCACAAAUUGUACUACUUCAAACUGCAACUAAUUUCAAUAUACAUACCUACAUACUUCAUCUGAAGUAUAAAACGAAAUCGAAAUGUUGUCUAAAUACGUAUAAAAAAUAACCAUCGUGCAGCAUUAAACCCAGAUGAAUCUCUAAAUCGACCUACCUGAUCGCUAUGCUCAAUUUAUUAGACUUAAUGACAAAUGAAGGGUUUAGAAUCAAAAGGAGUUAAGUAGAUCGGACAUUUUUUUUUUUAGAUAAUUAAGGUUAAAGUUGAUUACUUAUUGUAAAUUCUGGGUAAAUACAUUUGAAAUUAUUCUGGCCUAAAUGAAUGCAGGUUAAUUAACUUAUUCAGCGAAUGUUUACUCUUUGUCACCAAAUAAACACUAUGUUUAACUAUACAAAUAUGGGUAUAAAUUAUAUUUUCAAAAAAUGUCACUUAGACCCUUAUGAUUCUAACCCCUUCAAAUUAAAUACAGUUAUCAAAAACAACGAAAUACGGCUAAUUUGAAAUGCCAUGGAAGAUUUAUAUAGACAUAUGUAUGUAUGUAUUUACAUAUAAGCCUUUACAAAAUUAAUAUACAUAGCAAUACAAUGGUGCUGCAAUCAGUUAACACAAGCACAGAUAUGUAGCUUAAAAUAAAUAUUUGGUAUUUACUCAAUUUUGUGUAUUGGUACAGACCAAUAAUCUCAAAUGUUAGCAAUAAUAAUAAUAAUUACUUAUAUCUGUGCAAAUGUAUGCGCUGGUUAGUAUCCUCAUUCAUUACCGUUUUGUGGUAACAUUUAUAUAAUUAUUACGAAUUUUUGUUUAUAAGCGACGAUAAAACUGAUGUAAAAUCGUAUAAUAGUUACCAUUUUGCAAACCAAACUGACUAGUAAUGAAACAAUAAACUAAGUAAAUUAUUUUAAUAUGCAGUUAUAAUUAUGUGUACUUUAUUUUAUACGCAAAUAAUGGGAAUUAAAUAUAGACAAAAUACUAAUCAUGUAUGUAUCUAAAAUACUUCUUUUAUUGUUCGUAGUAUUUAGAUUUUUGGACAAUACUUUUAUAAAUAGAUUUUAAAUAUACA
Molecule: messenger RNA, 6394 nt
Organism: Rhagoletis pomonella (apple maggot)
Lineage: Eukaryota; Metazoa; Arthropoda; Insecta; Diptera; Tephritidae
Product: collagen alpha chain CG42342
Exons: 19
Coding region: 1802-4798 (998 amino acids)
Source: RefSeq, a predicted model, not a curated record